AUGUUAUUUAUUGGAUCUGAAAAAUAUCCCUAGACUGAGUUCUUUGAAGAUUUAAUGGCAAAGGGCGGAGGUAUAGCAAAUGCAUACACAGAUGAUUAAAACACAAACUAUUAUUUUGAAAUAACAGUGAAUAAUUUGGGUAAGGCUUUGGAUGUAUUUGCUCAUUUCUUUAUUGAUCCACUAUUUAACGAGGAUGCUGUGAAUAAGGAACGAAAUGCUGUUAAUUCAGAAUACGAAAUUGAUGUAAGCAGUGAGGAAUGGAAAGUUAUCAAUCUUUUUGCACUUUUGGCAGAUCCUAACCACCCAGCGAGUAGGUUUAGUAUAGGUAACAACGAAGUUUUGGCCAAAGACGGGGUAGUGGAAGCACUGAAGAAGUUUUACAAGGACAAUUAUUCAUCUAAUAUAAUGAGUUUGGCAGUCUCAAGUAGAUUGUCAUUAAAUUAAAUGGAGAAGUUGAUCAAGGUUUUCUCAAAGAUAGAGAACAAAAAUUUGACCCCUUAAUCUUUUAGUGGAUUUCCAUAUUAAUUUGGAUUGUUGGGUAAAUACAAAACUGAAAAGAAGUUGGUUUUUUUGAAUUGGUAAUUAAGUGGAAGAUAAUAAAUUGCGCAUUAGAAGCCUUUAGAAUUAAUAGACUACUUAUUGAAUAAUGGUAAUCUGAAAGAUUAUUUAAAGGAGAAAUAAUUGGCGAUUGAAUUUGAAUCCUCUAUUUUCUUGGAAUAGGAUUAUUUUGUCAAUUACAUAAUACAAUUAACAUUACCUGAACAUUAAUUGGAAGAUGGUAACAUUGCUCUUGAAAUUUCGAGAGUUAUUAAUAACUAUAUUCAAUAAUUAGAGGAGUGGUUAAAGGAUGAGAGAUAUUUGGAAGAGAUAUUUAAAGAGCAAAGCUAAAUUUCCAAAAUCAGUUUCGAAUAUAAGGAAGGACCUUAAGAAAUAUCGAGUAUUGCCCACAAUUUGAAUAGAUAUGAACCUGCAGAAGUACUCUCGUCUAGUUUCAUCAUGGAUGUAUUCGAUAAGGAUCUUAUAUUCAAAUAUAUUUCUGAGUUGAAGAGAACUGAUAACUUAUUAAUCUUAAUUGGAGAUGAUGAGUACUAGUUAACAGAUAACACUUUGAAAUAAAGUAAUUAGGAAUUCUUAAAGGACAAGAGAUUGGACAAAAGGAGUGAGAUCUAUCGUUUAGAAUAUGCAACUCAGAAGAUGACUCAAGAUUCCAUUCAAUUCAUUACACAAAAAGAUAUCAAAUUAUAACAACUAUUCACAAAACCACAAGAGAACCUAUUCAUUCCAGAUGACUUAAAAUUAGUAUCAUUAUGUGAAUCAAAUAAGUUGAAAUUACCUCUUUUGGUUAAUUCUGACCAGUUGAAACCUUUGGAUAAGGAGGGAAAGUUGAACUUAUUGCUACAUGCUGGAUAAGAUUUGCAAGAAUACCCUGAAGAUCAAUGCAAAAAGGAGGAACAUAGAUAUCAAAAGAACAAUCAUUAUCCUAUCUUAUUAAGUAAAGAGAACAAUCAAUGGUGGAAGUUUUCCACUUUAUAUAAGAUGCCUACUGUUUAUGGAGCAAUAUCCAUAUAAUUCGCUAACCCAUUAACAAUAAGGCAAUACACCUCAGUUAGAAUUUAUAAAUUUAUUUCAGACGAAGAAAUCAACAAUUAACUUAGGCUGCCCUUGGCAUCUGGAUACACAGUAGAAUUGGGGAUGGGUAAGUAAAUAGAACUCAAGGCGUACGGAUUUAGUGAAAAAAUUAGAAGUUUCUUCAAGAAAAUUUGCGGAUGCAUGAAUCCAUUCAAGGAUUAAUCCUCUACUUUGAUUGAACUUGAUGAAACUUAAUAGGAAUCUCAAAAUUUCAUUAGAGCCAAGUAAUCUCUUAUAACCUCUAUAAAGGAUAAAUUCUAAAUGAAAUUAUUUGAUUAAUCGAUUUCAUUAUACCUGCCUUAAAUUUUAAGAAGGGACAUUUUUAAUCCAGAAUAAGUCUUAUAAUAAAUUCCUAAAAUUACUGAGGAAUAAAUGAUUUCAGAUAUUAAGGAAGUACUCUAAAAUUCUAUAUAAAGUUCACUUUUGAUUGGUAAUCUGGAUCAAAAGAAUGCUUAGGAUUUUUCUUCUGAGUUGUAAUAUUGUAUUAAAGACAGAAAUUCAAAAGUGGAAUAAUCAUAAUCAAAACCAACAAUUUCUGUUUUGAGUUUGAAAGGUAAAAAUUUAGUAUUUGCCAAAUUUGUGGAAUCAGAUAAAGGUGAUUUGAAUGGAGCAAUAUUAAACUAUUAUUAAAUAGGGAAAAGAACUUCAGAAAAUUAUGCUUUAAUGAAGAUACUCUAACCACUGCUUUAUUCUUAGGCAUAUAGUUAUCUAAGAACUGAUCUAUAAUUAGGAUAUGUCGUGUUUAUGCGAUUCCAAUAAAUUAGUUGCAUUGAUGGUGCUUUCUUUUUAGUGUAAGGUAAUAAAGAAUUGCCAAUGAAGGUUAAUUAAUUAAUAGAAAAAUUCAUAUUGAAAUUUGAUGUUUACCUUAAAAAAUUGAAGAAAAAGCAAUUUGAUCGUUUAAGACGUAGUGCAAUUAUUGAAUUAAGAGAAAAACCACAAACUUUAAGUGAAGAAGCAGAUAGAUUGUGGGAAUAUAUUAGUUCUGGAGACUAUUCUUUUGAGGAAAGAGAUGUCACAAUUGAGAUAAUGAAAUCAACCACAAAGGAAUAAAUGGUAGAAUUCUAUGAAAAUAUCUUCAUUCAUAAUAGGUCUAAACUAAGCAUACAAUUAUACGGAGAAGGAGUGGUUUCAUAAACAUUAAGUUUGAAGAACAACGAGGAGUUUGAUACAUAUAUACAGGCCAAUAUUCCCAAGGGAGCAUCACUUUUUAAUAAUAAAGAAUUGUCCUACUUGGAAUGUUAAAACGAUGUCAGUUCUGUUUGA
Molecule: messenger RNA, 2892 nt
Organism: Paramecium tetraurelia
Lineage: Eukaryota; Ciliophora; Oligohymenophorea; Peniculida; Parameciidae
Exons: 2
Biological process (GO): peptide catabolic process
Cellular component (GO): cytosol; mitochondrion
Molecular function (GO): metalloendopeptidase activity; metal ion binding
Source: RefSeq, a predicted model, not a curated record